AUGCCUGCCUCUGUUUAUGUCCCCAGUCCGCUGGAGAGCCUGCCAAGUGAUUCGGACAACCUCCGAGCCUUGACCGCUGCUCCCCCUGUCACCACUGUACAGGACGAUGAUUCAACGCUCCUUACAGUGGACGGCUUGAUUCGCCGAAGGGCCUUGCUGCACCCCGAUGUUUAUGCAGUCUCCUAUCCUUCUUCUGGCAUUGCCUUUGUUCACUACACUGUUCAGCAACUAGACAUUUUUGCCUGGAGAGUCGCCAAACACUAUGAGGCUAAGCUACCAGUGCGACAGACCUCGGCCGAGAAGCCGAUGGUUGUUGCCAUGCUGGGACCCUCAAAUCUCGAGUACCUCAUCACCAUGCUCGCUCUGAGCAAGCUUGGCCAUACAGUGUUACUGCUGUCGACCAGAAUACCCCAGGUGGCUAUCGAAUCUCUCAUCAACACUACCGGAGCUUCGGCAAUUGUCGCCGACAGUCGACACGUGGAAAUUGCCGGCGAAGUCCAGAAGAACAUUCCCACUCUACAGCUCAUCGAUAUUGCUGGGCGGAAUACCUUUGAGUAUUCCAUUGAGGCUCAUGGAGACACUCAAUUGGACACUGCCCUUGAUGGCAGCAUCGAAACACAAAAUAUGGCCUGGAUUAUCCACUCAAGUGGCUCAACCGGUCUGCCAAAACCCAUCUACCAGACUCAAAAGUCCUGUUUGGCAAACUAUGCGACCAGCAUGGAGAUGAAAGCAUUCAUCACCCUACCACUCUUUCACAACCACGGCAUCUGCAACUUGUUCCGGGCCAUUUACUGUCAGAAGCCCAUUUACUUGUACAAUGCCGACCUCCCUCUCGCACAGGAACACUUACUCAAGAUUAUGCGAGAGCAUAAGUUUGAGAUCUUCUACGGAGUACCAUAUGCCUUGAAGCUACUUGCUGAGACGGACGAAGGCAUUGCCCUACUGCGAGAGCUCAAGAUUGUGAUGUAUGGAGGAUCUGCCUGUCCUGAUGACCUUGGCAAUCUUCUUGUGGAUAGUGGUGUCAAUCUUGUUGGGCACUACGGCGCAACCGAAGUCGGUCAGUUGAUGACUUCGUUCCGACCGGAAGGCGACAAGGCCUGGAACUACGUCCGAGAAAACGACAAACUUUCACCGUUCCUCAAGUGGAUUCCAAGAGGUUCGCUAUACGAGUGCUGUGUUACAGAUGGUUGGCCAGCCAAGGUCCAAUCCAACCAGGACGACAACUCAUAUAGAACGAAGGAUCUCUUCGAGCCUCAUCCCACAAUCCCUCGAGCCUGGAAAUAUGUCUGCAGAAUCGAUGAUACAAUUGUCCUUGUCAACGGCGAGAAGUUCAAUCCGCUUGCGAUGGAGGGUUCGAUCAGAUCGAACAAGAACAUCACCGAGGCAGUCGUGUUUGGUGCCGGCCGGCCCUACCUGGGAAUCCUCAUUGUACCCUCUCAGAUUUGGGCUGGAAAGUCCAAUGACGAAAUCCUUGACGCCAUCUGGCCAGUUGUCGAAUCGGCAAAUCACUCCGCAGAUGCAUUUGCCCGCAUCUCCAAGGGAAUGAUUCGCUUGCUUCCCCAGGACUGCGAUUAUCCACGAACCGACAAAGGCAGUGUUAUUCGACAGGCAUUCUACAAGCAGUUCCAGAACCACAUCGACGACGCCUACGAUACAGAGGAUGUCAACGCUGCCGAUUUGAAGCAGCUGGAUUUGCCCGAACUGCAGGAAUUCGUGCGAGAGCUUUUGGAAAGAACUCUCGCCACGGACAAGCCUGUUGCUGACGACACUGACUUCUUCCUUUUGGGUCUCGACUCUCUGCAAGCUAUUCAGAUGCGCAGUGAGAUCCUCAAGACUGUUGACACUGGUGGCAACAAACUUGGGCAAAACGUUGUUUUCGAGCAGCCCUCUAUUGAGAAGCUCAGUCAGUUCCUUCUCAAUUUGCGAAUCGGUCAAGACGCAGCCAGCAAAGUAUCGAUUGAGGACGAAAUGAGAGAUUUGAUUGGCAAGUAUGGGGUAAACUCACCAAAUGAAUCCCGAUUCUCGGUAGUCGUGACUGGUGCAACUGGAUCACUUGGUGCUCACGUCGCUGCAAAGCUCACGGCUGAUCCACGAGUCGACCGCAUCUAUUGUCUUGUUCGAGCUCCCGGUCCGGCUGAAGCACUUGAGCGAGUCAAGCAGUCGAUGGUCCAGCGACAAGUUUACCACACGCUUCCUCUUGAGGCCCGACGGAAACUUGUUGCACUUCCGUCAGACUUGUCUGAUGCUAAGCUCGGGUUAUCUGACUCAGACUACGAGUCAAUUACUCAAGAUCUCCGGGUGGUCAUCCACUGCGCGUGGUCUGUCAACUUCAACAUGCAGUUGUCAAGCUUUGCUCCCAGCAUUUCCGGUGUGACCAACCUGAUUUCCCUCUGCAAAUCGUCAGUAUCGCCAGCCUCGAUGAACUUUUGCUCCUCAGUCAGCACCUGCUCUCGUGCCACGACAUUGCCGGUACCAGAGACUGUCCCCAAUCUCGAAUGGGCCCAGGGCAUGGGAUACGCACAGUCCAAAUCUGUUGCCGAGCACCUCUGUGCCAAGGCGGCGAGCCAAGGUGUUACUGCUCGCGUGUUGAGAGUAGGUCAGAUUGUUGGCGACACAAAGUACGGUGUUUGGAAUGCCCGAGAGGCUGUCCCUAUGAUGAUGCAGACUGCCGUCACGGUUGGGGCGUUGCCGAAGCUCAAGGAGACACCGUCAUGGCUCCCUGUCGACACUGUCGCCGAUGCAGUGGCCGAUAUUUCCCUGUCUGAAGCCGGCAGCGUCUUCACCAAUGUGACAAAUCCCAGGAUGUUUAGUUGGUCUGACAAUUUACUCCCCGCUUUGCGAAAUGCUGGCCUGUCCUUCGAGGAGGUUGAGCCAAAGGAAUGGGUGCAACGACUCCGAACGUCAAAUCCCGACCCGACAGUGAACCCCCCAAUCAAGCUGGUUGACUUUUUUGCCUCAAAAUACGACAAAGAUGACUUUACGCCAUCAAAGCCGUUCGAUACAAAGAUCGCUUGCUCCCUCUCCCCAUCUUUGGCUGCUGCUCCGGUUUUGGACGAUGAUCUUGUUAACAAAUUUGUUAAAUAUUUUCUCAAUGCUUCUUGGAGACCCGAGUCCACCAACAAGUUCACCAAGACGACAAUUUUAGUUGCCGGUCCAGCUGGGAGCGGCAAGUCUACAGUCGGUGCCGCGGUGUCUCAGUCGUUAGAUGUGCCAUUUAUCGAAGGAGACAGCCUUCACAGCAGGUUAGCCGUGGAAAAGAUGAGAUCGAAAACGGCUCUGACGGAUGAGGAUCGACUACUUUGGCUUGACCGCAUUUGCACCCGCGCAGAUUCCUCCCUUUUUGAGUUGGGCUAUGACUCCGUUGUAAUCAGCUGCUCUGCACUGAAGCUUGGAUACCGCUCAAGGAUUCGCAACACCUUGGCAGAGCGAGGCAUCAAGGUUGCCAUUUUCGAUCUUCAAUGUGGAAAGGACGUGCUGCUGAAGCGAUUGGAGCAACGGAAGGGGCAUUAUAUGAGUGCAGAUAUGGCUGAUGGCCAGCUGAGCCUGCAUGAGAACCCCGGAGUAGAGGAAGUUGAUGUCAUCCCCAUCGAUGCCGAAGCGGAUGUGCACCAGGUCAUUGGCGAGGUAAAUUGGUUUUUGGAACAUAGGUGA
Molecule: messenger RNA, 3651 nt
Organism: Ilyonectria robusta
Lineage: Eukaryota; Fungi; Ascomycota; Sordariomycetes; Hypocreales; Nectriaceae
Exons: 4
Coding region: 1-3651 (1216 amino acids)
Biological process (GO): carbohydrate metabolic process
Molecular function (GO): kinase activity; phosphopantetheine binding
Source: RefSeq, a predicted model, not a curated record